AUGGUGCUCACGGUGCUGCGGCGCAUCCUCCGGAGGAAGCGGGCGAACGUGACGGGGCCGGUCGACCUCGGCAAUGCCACUCGCCCGAACUCCCCCAGUUCCUUUCACGCGACCUCUCCGACUCCCAUCUCUCCCCAUAUUGACAUCGACGACGGUUUCUAUCGCCCUUUCUCUGCGGCCUUCUGGCCUGAAGUCGACAUGUGGAAGCCGUCAGAGCGCCUGAUGGAGACCAUCAGGCACUAUGCCAGCUUCCCCGCAACCGGUGUCUCGCUGAGGCAGAUGGUCCAGUUUGGAGACCGGCCCUCCACCGGUACGUUUAGCAGCGCCGCGCACGCCGGCCGGGGAGAAGGAGAGGAAGAGGAAGUGACAAAACGCACUCUUCUUCGGAUCCCCGGCUCAUGCUGGCAUCGUCCGCUAACAAGUUACCCAGGCACUCUCUUCCGCGCAUCUCAAUUCCUCUCCGAGGAACUGCCUAUCCGGCUCGCCCACCGGGUCCAAGACCUGGGCGAACUGCCCGAUGGGCUCAGCGAAAUGCCAUCCAUCAAGAAAGUGCAAGAUUGGUAUGCGCAAUCAUUCGAGGAAAUCAUCACCCUCCCCCGUCCUACCCUGUCGCAAGAAGUCAAGACCCGUUUGCUGCGGCCGGGCCGCACAAAUGGCAUGGCCUCCAAGAUCAUCUCCGAGGCGACGCAGAACCCCAGCAUCAAGGAGGGCCAGUACCGCUCAUCCCCGACCACCAACGGAAACGGCCACGGCAACGGUAGCAGUAAGGCCGCCGCCGCCGGCCGCCGAUACUUUGUCCCCGCGGCCGACCACGCCGACUGGCCGCCCGAGCUGAACGAUUAUAACCAGCGGUUUGCCAAAACCCUGCAGCAGAUCAAGCGCCGCCACGAUGGUGUCGUCACCACUGUCGCCCAAGGUAUCCUCGAGUGGAAGCGGGUGCGCCAGCGCAUGCAAAUCGAUUCAACUAUUCAGUCCUUCCUCGACCGUUUCUACAUGUCCCGUAUCGGCAUCCGAAUGCUAAUCGGUCAGCACAUCGCCCUUACGGAGCAAACGCAUGUGAAACACCCGAACUACGUGGGUAUCAUCUGCACCAAGACCAACGUCAAGGACAUUGCGCUCGAGGCAAUUGACAACGCUCGUUUCGUCUGCGAGGAUUACUACGGUCUGUUCGAGGCGCCCAAGGUGCAGCUGGUCUGUAAGGACGACUUGAACUUCAUGUACGUCCCUGGUCACCUGUCGCACAUGCUCUUCGAGACCCUGAAGAACUCGCUGCGGGCAGUGGUUGAACAGCACGGCGCCGACCGCGAGCAAUUCCCCGUGACCAAGGUGAUUGUCGCCGAGGGCAAGGAGGAUAUCACCAUCAAGAUCUCGGACGAAGGUGGUGGUAUUCCACGGUCGGCGAUCCCGCUGGUGUGGACCUACAUGUACACCACCGUGGAACAGACCCCCAGUAUCGACCCGGACUUUGACAAGAGCGACUUCAAGGCCCCCAUGGCCGGGUUCGGCUACGGACUACCGAUCAGUCGGCUGUAUGCUCGAUACUUUGGAGGUGACUUGAAAUUGAUCAGUAUGGAGGGAGACGGCCGGACCCGGUUCACCACUUCGCACCGCCUGCUUUACAUCGAACCGGAGCCCAGCGCCGCGCCGUCUCGAGGACUGACGCCGAUGAACGUGCAGGCCCUCCGCUCGCGUGUCCGCAGUCGGGAGGUUUCGGAACGAAAACAGGUCGGAGAUGCGGAGAGUCUGUUCCACGCCGAGCAGCGCCGUCACGAGGAGGAG
This is a messenger RNA of Penicillium argentinense, 1779 nucleotides long. Its product is annotated as PDK/BCKDK family protein kinase. Gene Ontology annotation, biological process: protein phosphorylation; regulation of glucose metabolic process. The annotation marks the transcript as partial. The transcript is spliced from 3 exons. Lineage: Eukaryota; Fungi; Ascomycota; Eurotiomycetes; Eurotiales; Aspergillaceae. Gene Ontology annotation, cellular component: mitochondrion. The record is from RefSeq and is a predicted model, not a curated record. Gene Ontology annotation, molecular function: pyruvate dehydrogenase (acetyl-transferring) kinase activity.